Messenger RNA from Ciona intestinalis (vase tunicate), 1867 nucleotides. The record is from RefSeq and is a predicted model, not a curated record. Lineage: Eukaryota; Metazoa; Chordata; Ascidiacea; Phlebobranchia; Cionidae.
UGUAUUUCCUUUGUUGAUAGACACAUAGAGGCAAAAUGUUAAAUUUUGUAUUUCUACUUCUGUUCCUCGCAUGUCAAAGUAGAUCAGGAGUGUCUGGCGAUCUCCCGUGGGAGCGAUGGGUCCUCUUGAAAAGUGAAGGAAACAGGAUUACAAUGCACCGGGGAUUACCAUCAUCCAGGAGCAGUGGGAAUAAUAUGUUGGCUUGGACGAGUUAUAAAAACACAUUGAUGAAAAAUGGCUGGAUUCAAAUUGAAGUAACUACGAAUGAAAAUGCAGACAACAAGUUACAAGCUUACGCUGCGGGGUAUAUGGAAGGUUACUUAACUAAGCAACACAUUGCAGAUAGAUGGACGAAUUAUUAUAAACCUGGUCACUUCUGCAGUCCAUCAUCAAGUACCUUGUAUUGUAACAAUCUCCGAUAUUAUCUUACAAGGAACACUCAACAUAUGUUAAAGAAAAUAAAAAGGAAUCCAAACUCUGCAUACUGGAAUCAGAUACACCUGCUGUUGGUUCAAGCACAAGGGUUAAUCGAUGGAUAUUAUAAACGAACUCACAUCAAUGCUAACAUCAGAUUCAAACCAUUUGGAUUAUAUUAUUUAAAUUUACUUGGUGACAUGGAAACUCUGCAGCCAAUUAUGAAGGGAACCCCCAUUAAAGUUGUAACUUCACCUGAUGAUGUCAAACCUGGAUCUUGCUCAGCUUUAGUGAAGUUGUUGCCUAACAACACAGAUGUUUUCAUGGGGCAUGCCACGUGGACAAAUUAUCGCUCAAUGUUACGAAUGAUGAAACGUUACAACUUGAACUUCAAAGACAAAUCAGGUAACAAGAUUCCAGGUCACACGAUGGCUUUCCCCUCCCAACCUGGCCAACUUUAUUCUAAAAAUGAUUUUUAUACUUUGUCCUCAGGAUUGGUAACCAUGGAAACCAGCAUGUCGAAUUUCAAUAAAAAACUAUGGACCAUUGUCCGCGAACAAUACUGGAAUGUUCUGGAAUGGAUUCGAAAUGUUGUAGCCAAUAGAAUGGCUGGUGAUGGUGAAGAAUGGUGUGAAGUGUUCUCACGCCAUAACAGCGGAACGUACAACAACCAGUGGAUGAUAAUGGAUUACAACAAAUUCGAACCUGGUGUGCAGCCAACCAAAGACAGUGGUUUGCUUUAUUUGUUGGAACAAAUGCCCACACUGGUUACAUACAGAGACAUCACAGAACAUUUAGUGAAUCAAACAUAUUGGCCAAGUUAUAACCUGCCAUAUUUUAAAGAGACCAAUAAGCUAAGUCAACUGUACAGAAUUAGCAACAUAUAUAAAUCAUUCUCUUACCAUGGAGCCACACGGGCAAAAAUAUUUGCACGAAACCAAACUCGUGUGAAAGACAUUAAAACAAUGUUUAAAUUAAUGAGAUACAACAACUACAAGCAUGAUCCACUAUCUGCAUGUAAUUGCGAUCCACCAUACACUGCUGCAAAGGCAAUAGCUGCAAGAGGGGACCUUAACCCAGCGAAUGGAACGUAUUCUUUGAAGUCUUAUGGGUUGGCUGACUAUGUUGCUACAGAUGCAAAGGUUGUUGGAUACUCAAUGAUGAAAAACUUUGAGAUUCUGGCGGAGUGUGGACCUACUCAUGAUCAGCAACCACCUUUUGUUUGGAGCAAAUCUCCAUUUUCUCACGUCUCUCACAAAGGAAUGCCAGAUAAAUAUGAUUUUAAACCAACCCUUAUUAUAUGGGACAAAUUUUCCCCGUUAAAAAUGUUGGAUAAAAUUCAUAAAUCUGUAAACUUGUAGAUUGUCUUCAAUUUUUAUUUAAUUUAGACAAUUACCUGUGCUGUUUGAUGCCAAAGAGAGUGUUGCUAACUAAUAAAGGAAUUUUAACAGAA